Rhopalosiphum padi (bird cherry-oat aphid) is the source of this 1877-nucleotide messenger RNA. RefSeq lists its product as uncharacterized. The record is from RefSeq and is a predicted model, not a curated record. Lineage: Eukaryota; Metazoa; Arthropoda; Insecta; Hemiptera; Aphididae. Gene Ontology annotation, biological process: tRNA-type intron splice site recognition and cleavage. The coding region runs from base 151 to 1695 and encodes 514 amino acids. The transcript is spliced from 6 exons. Gene Ontology annotation, cellular component: tRNA-intron endonuclease complex.
UGUCACACAACAUGCUUUUAUUUUUUAUUAUUAUUUGCUCAAUUCUUAUUAUUUUUAAAUUUUAACACUAUAAACAGUUACCAGCUAAAAAGUAAAAUUUUAACUACUAUUAGCAGUCCGUGUGAGGUACAAAUUACAAUUUUCACUACAAUGGAUGCUGACAAGCUAUAUAUAGAGCCACAACACAAACUGAUAAGUGGAAGCAGCUUAAAGUGUAAUUUGGAGGAUAUCAAUCAACUACUAUCUGCCAAAAAACAUUUAUUAGAACAACCACGUAUUGAAAAAUGUACAUCACUAGCUGAAGCUGAAUGGAAUGAUGAUUUGAAAUUAGCAAAAUUAACAAAAGUUACAAAAAAUCUUACCAAGAAUUUUUCACAUUCUUUGAAUAAGUCAUUGUAUUUAUACCCAGAAGAAUGCUUGUGUUUGCUAGAAAUGAAAUGUUUGGUACUAAAAUGGAAUGAAAGAAAACUGUCAAUUAAAAAUGCAUUUUCCUUAUUAUUGGCUGAAGGAACUGGUUGUACAUUUGAACAAUGUAGAACCUAUGGUUAUUUGGUUAAAUUGGGAUUUCGAGUAUUUAAACAUAACAACAAGCUAAUAAACAAAAUAUAUGAUGCUAAAGAUAUACCCAAACUUCCAGAUGUGUCAACCAACAGAAAAAAACGUAAUGGAAAUUACAGGUCUAUGCAGUCUGAAAAUAUUCCUAAAUUUUUCAAAAAAUUUCCUUCUCCUGAACGCAAAACUAAUUUUGAGUUAGUAUAUACUCCACUAUCACACUAUUUGCCACAAAACUUACAACCUGUUUAUGAUGUUUACUCUUAUGAGUUGGCUGUGAUUUCUGGCAGUAUUAAAAUUAUCGAUUAUAAGUAUUUUGAAAAAUACAAUAGUUUAGAAAAUGUGGAAAAAGAAAGCAUAGUGUAUGGAUCAAAACCUAUUGGAAUGUACCCUGUGUAUGAAAAAAAUAUUCCUAAAACCAUAAAAUCAAAUGACGAAAAUAUUUAUGAACCUAGUGUUAAGAAAUUAAAAUUUACAGAAACUAAAAAUGUCCACUCACUUAAUACUUUGAAUAUGGCAGCUACUACAAAUAAUGAUAAUGACUUAAGUACAUUGAGUACUACAGCAAAUGUAACCACCGUUCAAGAAUGUGAAGAUUCAAAAAAUAAUAAAAUUAUGGAAAUUAAUUUGCCAGUCAGCUUGAAUACUGGAAGUAAUUUAAGUUUAUCAAAUAAUAAAAUUAAUUCUAAUGAUAAAUUGCUUGAUGAAAACAAUAAAGAAAAAAAUGAAUCUGAUAGCAAGCUACCAAAAUUUACACUGUCCAAUAUUAUUCCUGAAAAAGAAAUGCUUAAUAUGCAUUUAAAUGUGCCAACUCACAUUAGGCAGAAACUUUUGGCAAUAAAACCAUCAACUUUUCAUGAAGAAUCUAUAACAAAUACUAAUAAUAAGCACUGUGUGCAUUAUGAUGUUUACUAUCCAGAUAAUGAUGUUCCAAAAACAUCGAGACCUGCACCAGACUUUAGAGUUAUUGUUUUUGAAGAUGAUUUAGAACAUUUUCCAAAUAUAUACAACAUCAAUAGAUCAAAUCCUCAUGACAAUAUACCUACAUUAUGGGCCAUUGUAAAUUCAAGUUCAGUUUCAUUUUUCAGUGUGGAUAGUAUAAUCCUGCCAAAAACUACAGACUGGGAUAAAAAAGUCGAUUGAUUUGAAUUAAAUCGUUCCAUAAAUUGUUUUAUUGUGUCACUGACAUUUGUUAAUCAUGAAUAAUACUAUUUUGUACUCAUCAACUGUGUGAUUGCAUCAUUUUUUGUAUAAAUGAGUUGGUAAUUUUACAGUUAUAUGUUGUGUUAUGAUAUUUUAUAUAUUAUUAAUUAUUUAUUUUCUUA